AUUGUUGGUGUAUUAUAGGAUGGAAAUGCACAUUACGUUCCCUAUAAACUGUGUCACUGUACUGUUGAGCUUCACAGAAACACAUAGGUCUGUAAUAGUAGUUAAUAGUAUGAUAGCAUCAUGGUUUGGUCAGCCGACUCUGCAGCAGAUUACUGCGAUGCUCAGCUGAAUCUGCUGACUCUCCCUGCCCCUGUUAGAAAAAAAAAAUAAAUAAAACUUGCGUCUCUGCUGAGUCAUGCAUUGUACCCUACAAUAAUGAUAUCAAUAGUCUGGGCUGUCUUCUUUGAACCUGUGCGCUUUACGCGGUGUGCUGUGCGAUGCUUCACGUAUGUCAGUCAGUGUCUUUCUCCUCAUCUUGAGCUCUCAGCAGCAGCGACACAUCGGCAGGAGAGGAGCCUGCUGUCUGAGGCUGCGGGAUCUGUCCUACAUCUCGCCUUAUGAUGAUUGCUGCGGCGUUUUUGGUGCUGUUAAGGCCGUACAGUAUCCAAUGUGUGCUGCUCUUAUUGUUGCUUUUGCUCGGAACUAUAGCGACUAUUUUGUUUUUCUGCUGCUGGCAUCGCAGGCUCCGUAAUGGGAAACAUCCAAUAAAAUCGUGCUCUCCGGACGCACCAAGAACCGCGUGGGCCUCCGGUCACAUCAUUUUCGAUCAGAGGGCUUCAGGCACAGUCCACAUCACGCGAGAAGAAGCAUACAUGCUCGAGUGACAGAGGAAAAGCCCAAUCUGGUCGAGAUUCCUGAGAGUGAACCCGAUUCAUCGUCGACUCUGAGAAAACGCAAAGUAAAGAAGAGAGUCCUGCCAGAAUUUUACCAGUCUGUACAAGUCACCCCCACACGCAAACCUAGCUCCAGUUCGGGGAACCCUUCCCUGCACUGCUCCAUGUCUUCCUCGGCGGAUUUCUCAGACGAGGAUGAUUACAGUGCGAAAUCUGGGUCGGCAUCACCUGCACCCGGGGACACAUUACCCUGGAAUCUACCCAGGCACGAGCGAUCCAAGAGGAAAAUUCAGGGAGGAUCCGUGCUGGAUCCGGCGGAGAGAGCCGUGCUUAGGAUCGCAGAUGAAAGAGACAGAGUGCAGAAGAAGACAUUUACAAAAUGGAUAAACCAGCAUCUCAUGAAGGUACGAAAGCAUAUAAAUGACCUGUAUGAAGACUUACGAGAUGGACAUAACCUGAUCUCACUGCUGGAGGUUUUGUCUGGAGACACACUGCCUCGGGAGAGAGGGAGGAUGCGCUUCCACAGACUCCAGAAUGUACAAAUAGCACUGGAUUAUUUAAAGAGGCGGCAGGUCAAACUUGUAAAUAUCAGGAAUGACGACAUCACAGACGGCAACCCAAAACUUACCCUGGGAUUGAUCUGGACCAUAAUUCUGCACUUUCAGAUCUCGGAGGUCCAUGUGAUAGGGGAGUCUGAGGACAUGACAGCCAAGGAGAGGCUACUGUUCUGGUCCAGGCAGAUGACAGAGGGCUACGUAGGUGUACGAUGUGACAACUUCACAACAUCAUGGAGGGACGGGAGGCUAUUUAACGCCAUCAUUCAUAAAUACAGACCAGACCUGGUUGACAUGAGCCGUGUGUCGGCACAGGCCAACCGGUCCAAUUUAGAGCACGCGUUCUGUGUAGCUGAACAGCUGGGGGUGGCCAGACUGCUGGACCCGGAAGACGUAGACGUUCAGUCCCCUGAUGAAAAAUCAGUCAUCACAUACGUCUCAACACUGUACGAUGCCUUCCCCAAAGUACCAGAUGGUGUUGAAGGAAUCAGUCCUAAUGAUGUGGAUAUCAAAUGGGUGGAGUACCAGAACAUGAUCAAAUACCUCAGCCAGUGGAUCAAACACAACGUGGCCAUAAUGUCAGAUAGAUCAUUCCCCAACAACCCUGUGGAACUCAAGGCACUUUAUACACAGUAUCUGCAGUUUAAAGAACAUGAAAUCCCGCUCAAAGAGAACGAGAAGACAAAAAUCAAUGAUCUCUAUAAAAUGCUCGAGAUGUGGAUCGAGUUUGGGCGUAUUCAGUUACCCCCGGGUCAUCAUCCUAACGACGUGGAGAAGGAAUGGGGUAAAUUGAUUGUUGCCAUGCUGGAGAGAGAAAAGAGCCUGAGGCCAGAGGUGGAAAGGCUCGAGACGUUGCAGCAGAUUGCCAACAGGGUCCAGCGGGAUUGUGUCAAUGGAGAGGACAAGAUUGCACUGGCAAGAAUUGCCCUGCAGUCUGAUGCAAAACGUCUUGAGUCUGGCAUCCAGUUCCUACAUGAAGCUGAGAUUGCCGGCUACCUUCUGGAGUGUGAGAACAUCCUCAGACAACAAGUGGUGGACAUCCAGAUUCUUCUGGAUGGGAAAUUCCCUUUUGCAGAUCAAUUGGUCCAGAGGGUGUCAAAACUCCGAGAUGACCUCCUGGCGAUGCGAGCAGAGUGUUCCUCUGUGUACAGCAAAGGUCGCACCCUGACGACAGAACAAACCAAAAUGAUGAUCUCAGGCAUCACGCAGAGCCUGAACUCCGGCUUCUCCCAGAACAUCAACACGAGCCUGACACCAGCCCUUACUCCUGCACUCACCCCGGGGGGGUUAGUUACCCCUGGGUCCACAUUCACCUCUAGCCUUACACCGUGCCUCACCCCGUCCUUGACCCCUGCCUUGACCCCCGGCCUGCAGCCUGCUUCAGUCCAGAGCUACAUGGGGAGCGGUGGUGGCAUGGACCCAGGCAGCCUCAGGCAUUUGAAACACAUGCAGAUCCGCAAGCCAUUACUGAAAUCCUCCCUGGCAGACUCCAACAUGACGGAAGAGGAGGUCAACAUGAAAUUUGUCCAGGACCUCUUGAACUGGGUGGACGAGAUGCAGGUGCAGCUGGAUCGUUCAGAGUGGGGAUCAGAUUUGCCAAGUGUGGAAAUGCAUUUAGAGAACCACAAAAGUGUACACAGAGCCAUUGAAGAAUUUCAAAUGAGUCUUAAAGAUGCCAAGCUGAGUGAGAUUCAGAUGACCCUCCCACUGAAACUAACGUAUUCAGACAAACUGACCAAACUAGAGAAGCAGUAUGAAAGGCUAUUGAGCUGUUCAAGAGAGCGACAGAGCCACCUGGAAAGCCUGCAUGAACUGGUGUCGCAGGCAACUCAGGAGCUCAUCUGGCUAAAUGAGAAGGAGGAGGAGGAAGUUGCCUUUGACUGGAGCGAUCGUAACAGCAACAUCUCCAAGAAAAGAGACUACCAUGCUGACCUGAUGAGGGAGCUGGAUGAAAAGGAGGAAGUGAUCAAGUCUGUGCAGGACAAGGCAGAGCGGCUUAUGCUUAAGAACCACCCAGCCAGGCUCACUAUUGAAGCGUACAAGGCCGCCAUGCAGACGCAGUGGAGCUGGAUUUUACAGCUCUGCUCAUGUGUGGAACAGCAUCUCAAAGAGAAUGCUGUUUAUUUUGAGUUUUUCCGUGAUGCCAAAGAGUCCAUGGACUACCUUAAGAGCCUGCAAGAUGCCAUUCAAAGAAAAUACAGCUGUGAUCGAUCGAGCAGCCUACACAGACUGGAGGACCUCAUCCAGGAGUCCAUGGAUGAGAAAGAGCAGCUCCUUCAGUACCGCAGCACUGUAGCAGGUCUAGUGGGCAGAGCCAAGAACAUUGUGCAGCUCAGGCCCAGGAAUCCUGAAAGCCCAGUGAGAUCCUCCAUCCCCGUCAAAGCCAUCUGUGAUUAUCGUCAGAUAGAGAUUACCAUUUAUAAAGAUGAUGAGUGCGUACUGGCCAGUAACUCUCACCGGGCCAAGUGGAAGGUCAUCAACCCAGCAGGGAACGAGGCCAUGGUGCCCUCUGUCUGUUUCACUGUGCCUCCACCCAACAAAGAGGCUGUUGAUAUGGUUGCAAGAAUCGAGCAGUUAUACCAGAAUGUCCUGGCUCUCUGGCAUCACUCCCACAUCAACAUGAAGAGCGUGGUGUCCUGGCAUUACCUAAUGGCUGACAUACGAGCCAUCCGCAACUGGAAUGUGGCCUCAAUUAAGACCAUGCUACCAGGUGAGCAUCAGCAGGUCUUGAGCAACCUGCAGUCCCACUUCGACGAGUUCCUGGAAGACAGCGAGGAGUCAGAGAUAUUCACAGUGGCGGACUGCGCCCAGCUAGAGAGAGACGUGACAGGCUGCAAGGAGUACUACCAGGAACUGCUCAGAUCUGCAGAAAGAGAGGAACACGAGGAGUCGGUGUACAAUCAUUACAUCUCAGAAAUACGCAACUUCCGAAUGCACCUAGAAGCCCAUGAAGAACACCUCAUCAGGCAACUCCGCACGCCGCUGGAGAGAGACGACCUGGAGCAGAGUCUGCAGCGCAUCACAGAACACGAGAAGAAGACGGCGGAACUGAAUAAGCUAAAGUAGGACCUUGACGUCAUGAAGGAGAAGUGCGAGCUGUUCCUCAGACAGGCUGCAGGUUCUCCUUCUGUGCCGACACUUUCCUCAGAACUCACCGUCCUCGUCCAGAACAUGAGCCAAGUGUACUCCAUGUCUUCGAUCUAUAUGGACAAACUGAAAACAGUGAGCCUGGUGGUGAGGCACAGCCAGAAUGCAGAGGCGCUAGUUAAGGCCUACGAAUCCAAACUCUAUGAGGAGGACGCUAUGAACUCUGACAUCAAGUCCAUCGAGGCUGUCAUUUCAACACUGAAGCAAUGGCGGUCAGAGAUUGACGAGAAGCAGGAGGUGUUCCAUGACAUGGAGGAUGAGCUGCAGAAAGCACGCGUCAUCAGCGACCGCAUGUUUAAGGCACAUAACGAGCGUGACUUUGACCUGGACUGGCACAAGGAGAAAGCUGAUCAGCUGAGCGAGAGAUGGCAGAACAUUCAUUCCCAGAUUGACAGCAGGCUUCGGGAGCUUGAUGGUAUCAGCAAAUCUCUGAAACACUACAGAGACUCCUACAGUAGUCUUGAUGAAUGGGUUAGAGACAUGGAAGCAGAGCAGCUAAAGGCCCAAGAAAACAAACCUGAAGAUAGCAAGGCGCUGGCUGAGCUGUUAAACAAACAGAAGGUCCUUGUUGCGGAAAUUGAUCAAAAACAGAACAGAAUUGAUGAGUGUCAGAAGCACUCGGAGCAGUACUCAUCUGCCAUUAAGGAUUAUGAACUUCAGCUGAUGACCUUCAGAGCGAUGGUCGACUCCCAACACAAAUCCCCUCUCAAGAAACGGAGGAUGCAGAGCUCCUCUGAUGCCAUUCAGCAAGAGUUUAUGGAUCUCCGAACCCGCUACACUGCACUUGUGACUCUCAUGACGCAAUAUGUCAAGUUUGCCAGUGAAACACUGAAGAGAACUGAAGACGAGGAGAGAUCUGUUGAUGAGGAGAAGAGAGAGCAUGGUGAUAAAGUUAGCAAACUGUUGCACUGGAUGUCCAAUGUGAAACAGACCCCGAACAAUGCCACGAAUGCUCUGACAGAUAGCAAUGCCAACACAGACACUUCUAAUAAGCCCCAGGUGUCAGUGGAGGAAAUGGUCACUAAGAAGGAACAAAUUGCAGAAGCACUGAGAGCCACACAGAUGAUGCUGAACAAACACAGUGACAAAAUGACAGAAGAGGAACGAGAAAAGGCUCAGGAGCAGCUGAAGGCGCUCAAUCAGGCCUACAGUGAACUCUCCCAGCACUGCUCAGAUCAGACAACCUCUGCAGAAGAGUCUUUGUUGGAGAAACACAAGGCGUUUACAGAGAAGUUGGAGGAAGUGUGUGACAAUCUCACCCUGACAGAAAACCAGCUGAUUGGUCAUCAGCAACAGGCUGAGAAUGCUGAGAGUGUGACAGACCUGCAGCAGUACCAGCAGGAGCACCAGGCUCUGCAAAAAGACGUAUUGACUAAUGCCAGUGCCUUGAAUGAGGUCAUCAGCAGCACUAAAAAGUUUCUGGAUGAAAACCGGAGCAAGUUGAUGCCCGAUCAAAUCGCCGUCAUCGAGAGCAAGUUGGAAGAGGCUAAGAGCAAAGCCAAGCUCAUCAACCAGCGGGCUGAGGAGUCCAGGAAAGAUUUGGAGAAGGUUGUUACCACAGCCAUAAAACAGGAGAGUGAAAAGGCAGCAGCUGUUGAGCGGCUUGAAGAAAGUAAGAACAAAAUCGAAGAUCUGCUUGACUGGAUAUCCAACAUAGGGAAUGAAAACGAGAAGAUUCUGGAUCAAAGUGACCGUAUAAGUAAAGAGAAUGGAAACCUGCCAGAAGAAACGUCAGCCAUGGGACUGAUAGGAGAGGAUGACGAUGCCAAUGGAAACGCUUUGCAGACCACUGAGAACGAUUUUGGCAGAGAAAGUAGCGAGAAGAAAGACGCCUCCCUGGACCUCGAUAAGCAGUAUGACAGGGUCAAGGCCCGUCACCAGGAGAUCCUGUCCCAGCAGCAGGAUCUGAUCAUGGCCACCCAGUCGGCUCAGGCUCUCCUCGAGAAGCAGGCUAACGUUCUGUCCCCAGAGGAGAAGGAGAAACUUCAGAAGAACAUCCAGGAGCUGAAGGGGCGCUACGAGGCCUCGCUGACGCAGGCCGAGCAGCAGAUGAAGCAGGUGCAGUGUGUCCAGGAGGAGCUGAAGAAGUUCCAGGGUGACUGCGAGGAGUUCGAGGGCUGGUUAGACCAGGCGGAGGGAGAGAUAGAGAAGCUGGGUGCUCCUGCAGACUCGCUUAAUAUCCUCAGUGAUAAACUCCAGAGACAGAAAAGCUUCUCAGAGGAUGUGAUUUCCCACAAAGGGGACCUUCGCUUCAUCACCAUGUCGGGGCAGAAAGUGCUGGAUGUGGCUAACGCCUGUGGGUUGGCUAACUCUGCAGCUAAGAACGCUCUGCUGGACGUGGAUACUUCAGGAACCUGUUCUGCUGUCAAGGACAAGUUGGAUUCAGCAGCCAGCAGAUACAAAACACUACAUUCUCAGUGCAAUCAGCUCGGCAACAACCUCAAAGACGUUGUUGACAAAUACAAGAAAUAUGACGACUCUAGCGCCGGUCUUUUGAAGUGGCUCAACAGCUCGGAGGAGGAGGCGAGACGGCAUCAAUCAGAGACCAUAGCAGCUGACCCACAAACCCUACAGAAACAGCUGGAGGAGACCAAGGCCCUGCAAGGUCAGAUGACGGGACAUCAGACUGCUAUUGACACACUACGCAAAGCAGCUGAGUCCUUGAUAACAUCUGAAGGAGACCUGCUGAGCAACUCAGAUGACAUCCAGGAGACAGUAGAUGACAUCGUCGAGCGCUACGACAACCUGUCCAAGUCUGUAAGUGAUCGAAAUGAGAAACUGCAAAUCACCCUGACUCGCUCCAUGAGUGUCCAGGAUGGUUUGGAUGAGAUGAUGGGAUGGAUGGAGGGAGUGGAGGCCAGUGUGAAAGAGAAAGGACAAAUUCCCCUGGACUCUGCAUCCAUUGGAGACAUCCUCAGCAAAGAAGUGGCGUUAGAGCAGGACAUAGCAAGUCGACAGAGCAGCAUCUCAGCCAUGAAAGCCAAGGUGAAGAAGUUUGUGGAGACGGCAGAUCCCUCCGCUGCUGCGCGUCUGCAGUCUAAGAUGGACAUCCUCUCCCAACGAUUCUCUGAUGCAUGUGACAAGCAUAAGCAAAAAGUCUCCCAGCUGGAGCAGCUGAAGGACAAGGUAGAAGAGUUUGAGAACGUCGCAGAUAAAGUUCAGCAGUUUGUCGUGAAGCGUUCGCAAGAUCUGCACGAGACAGACGGGCCGGGGAAAACUUUCAGUGAACUGUCUCAGCUAAUGCAGACCACUAAAGCUGAGAUGGCUGAACAUGCCAGUGAUCUGGAGAAGCUGCAGACCCUGUCCAAGGAGCUGUCUGAAAUAAGCCCAGAUGGAAACAAAGCCCAGAUCCAGGGCAAGAUGGACAGUCUCUUGAAUAUUUUCAGCACAUUCACAGACACCGUCAAAGAAAAGGAAGAGGAGGUAUCAUCCUGUCAGGACCAGCUGGAAGAGUUCAGAUCUGCAGCCAGCGCUCUCACCAAGUGGCUGGAGCAGACCAAUGAGAAAGUGCCUGCGGUUCAGCCGAGCUGCAGCGUGAAGAGUCUGGAAAAGGACCUGCAGAUAGUCAAUGGUUUAUUAGAUGAGUGGACAUCCAAAGAUCCUGCUGUCCAAGACCUGAACAGUAAAGGAUCAGAGCUAUGCAGCCUCAUGACGUUCCUCACAUCCCCCGCCAAGACAAAGACCCCGAACAAAUCAGCUCUUACUAAUGGUGGUGGUCCAGCGAGCCAUUCCUACCUAACCAAUAAAGAGCUGAUGAUAAUUCAGCAGAACACGUCAUUCGUCAACGAGGGUUACGCGAGCCUGGGAGAAACGCUGAAGAGUCGAGCAGCAGAGCUGAGUGGUUCUGUGCAGGAGGUGAAAGAGGCCCAAAAGGAGACGGACAACAUGAUGACUUGGCUGAAGGACAUGAAAAAGACUGCAGCAUCCUGGAACAAAGCAGCCACAGAGAAAGAUUCAGUGAAAACACAGCUUGAACAGCAGAAGGCAUUUGAGGAUGACAUGAAGCAGAAGCAGGAGCAGCUCCAGAAGCUCAGAGAGACGCUUCUCAACUUGAUUAAGACUCAUCCGAACUCCCCUGAGGCAGCAAAGUGGAAGCAGAUGCUGGCAGAAAUAGAUGCUGCUUGGGCUGAUAUCAGCGGCUCUGUAGAGGAGAGGAAGCAGCACCUGGAGCAGUCCAACAAGAACCUGGACAUCUUCCAAACAACUGAGCUGCAGCUUGGUCAGUGGCUCUCAGAGAAGGAGCUUAUGAUGAGUGUCCUCGGACCCCUCUCCAUAGACCCCAACAUGCUUAAGAUGCAGAAGCAACAAGUUCAGAUCCUCCAGAACGAAUUUAAGAGCCGCAAACCUCAAUACGAGCAACUCGAGGAAGCUGCCUCCGCUAUCCUGAGCUCCUCAGGCAACCAGGACCCCUCGAGUGGGAAGCUGGUGCAGGAGCAGCUCGGUGCCGUCACCCAGAAAUGGCAAGGCCUCACAGGACAGCUUGACCAGCGAGACAGCCUCAUCGACCAGGCCGUGGUGAAGACGGGCAAGUUUCAGGAGUUGCUGAGGAGUGUCAGUCAGACUGCCACUCAGCUGGAGAAUCAGCUCACCAACCACCAGGGCCAAAGCACCCAGCCCGAUGCUGUGAAGAAGCAGCUGGAGGACGUCCAGAACAUCUCAGCGCAACUGAGAGAAGAGAGGAAGAAGCUGAAGGAGGCUGAGGCCAUUAAUGCAGAGCUCACAGCGAUGGUGACUGAGGACUAUCUCAAAGCAGACCUGGCCAGGCAGCUGGAGAGUGUCAGCAAGCCUUUCAAACAGUUGGAAGAGAAAGCAGCAAAACGGAUCGAGCAGCUCAACUCAACCUUCGCCAGCUCUCAGCAGUUCCAUCAGACCUCCAAAGACUUCCAGUUGUGGCUGGGUGAGAAGCUCCAAGACCAGUCUAAGCCCCAGCCCAUCUCUGCCAAAGUGGACGUCCUGCAACAAUCCUUGGAGGAUCACAGUAAGCUCCAAAAGGCCCUCAGCGAACAUGAAGAAACUUAUAACAAAAUCAUAGGGGAAGGCGAGAUGCUUCUGCAGAAUACUAACGGUGCAGAGAAGUUGGCCCUACAAGGUCAGCUUACUACACUUUCCUCCAACUGGGAGGAGGUGAAGAAGAGCUCCGCAGAGCAAGCUGACAAACUCCAGACUGCUCUGCAGAAAUCCCUGAAGUAUCAGGAGCACGCAGAGAAGCUCAGCUCUUGGAUUCAAGAGUGUGAAGCUAGCGAGGGCCGAGUCAAGCUCACUGUUGAUCCUGUUGCAGUGGAGAGCUCCAUUUCUCAGGUGAAAGCUCUCCAGAAAGAUGUGGACAAACACAGAGGGAUGGUAGAGCAGCUCAACACGGCUGCAGAUAGCCUCCUUGACGUGGCCAACGCAGACACUGACGCCAUCAAAGAGGAGAAGGCUAGCAUUUGUAAAAGAGUAGACAAUGUAGUGGAAGGUCUGCAGAGCAAGAGGGAGUCCCUGGAGAAGAUCUCACACACUGUUAAGGAAUUUAAUGAUACCUACAAAGAGGCAAAGGGUCAGCUUGAGGGAGCUAAGAAGCAGGUGGAUACCUAUGAGUCACAGGGAGUGCAGGCACACAGCAACAAGAACCUGACCAACAUGAAAGCUCAACAUAAGAGUUUAGAGGGAGUGCAGAACCAAAUAGAGCACCUGAAGACCUUGGCCAAAGACCUUGUGGUUGAUGUCCCAGAUGCUGACGGGGUGACAGACCUCCUACUGCAGGCUGACAGCAUGGAAACAGACUACAGCACCCUUGACAAGAAACUAGAGGAGACGUGCCAAGUCUUGGAGGGUAAACUGCAGGGUAUCGGGCAGUUCCAAAACAACAUCCGUGAGAUGUUCACCCGUUUCACAGACCUGGAUGAUGAACUGGACAGCAUGGCUCCUGUGGAUCUGGACUUGGCAACACUUAAAGAACAGCAAGACAGAAUUCAGAGCUUUGUGGCCAAGCUGCAAGAGCUGAUAGCCAACACGGCCAAUGCUGGAGACAGCUGUAAGAAGAUGCUGGAGACGGAAUCCUCACCUGACCUGUUGGGCCUGAAGAGAGACUUGGACACUCUGAGUAAGCAGUGUGGUAAACUGUUGGACAGGGCUAAAGGCAGAGAGGUGCAGGUGCAAAGCACUCUCACCAAACUGGAGGAGUUGUACAAUAAACUGCACCAAGCAGAAGAUAAACUUUGCAGAGCUGUGGACAAGGAGGCGUCGCAGGAGGCUGUCGGCAUGGAGACGGACGUCAUCAACCAACAGCUGGAGGCUUUCAAGGCCUUCCAGAAAGAGGACAUUGAUCCGUUACAGACACAGCUUCAAGACAUCAGCUCCCUCGGCCAGAGCCUAAUCCAGAACGCAACCAAAGGCACCAGCACCAAGAAGCUUGAGGAUGACCUGGAGGAAGUCAACACAAAGUGGAAUACCCUCAAUAAAAAGAUUGCUGAGCGUUCAGCCCAGCUGCACGAAGCCCUGUUGCAUUGUGGGAGAUUCCAGGAUGCUCUUGAGUCACUGCUCAGCUGGCUGACUGACACAGAGGAGCUCAUUGCCAAUCAAAAACCUCCGUCUGCAGAGUUCAAAGUGGUCAAGGCACAGAUACAAGAGCAGAAACUCUUACAGAGACUGCUGGAUGACAGAAAGCCAACAGUGGAGCUGAUAAAAAAGGAAGGAGAGAAGGUUGCAGAGCUGGCAGAGUCUGUGGAUAAAGACAAGGUUGCAAAAGAGAUCGAAUGCCUGGGGCAGAGGUGGGACACUCUGCUCAAGAAGGCUGAAAACAGGCACAAGCAACUAGAGAGCAUCUUAGUGGUCACUCAGCAGUUCCACGAGACCCUGGAGCCCCUGAGCGAGUGGCUCGCCGCUACAGAGAAACACCUCGCCAACUCUGAACCCAUCGGCACUGAGACGUCUAAGCUGGAAGAUCAGAUCUCUCAGCAUAAGGCACUGCAAAGUGAUAUUGAGUUGAGGAAGAAGAAUGUUGACCAAGCCAUCUCUAAUGGGAUGGAGCUUCUGAAACAAACAACAGGUGAUGAGGUGGUUGUGAUCCAAGGCAAGCUGGAUGGAAUAAAAGCAAAGUAUGCUGAGAUCAACUCCAUGAGUGAUGGCGUUUUGAAGACAUUGGAACGGGUUUUGAGUCUGUCCACUAAGCUGCAGCAUACUCAUGAGGACCUGAGCUCAUGGCUCGAGAAAGUGGAGGCUGAGGUCAGCGCUUUUGCUGAUCAGGAGCCAGUGGGCGAACAGCUCGUAUAUGCACAAAACAGGCAGAGGGCCUUGUUGAAGGAAAGCAAAGACCAAAAACCAGUCAUGGACAAGCUGAAUGAGUUGAGCAGCUCUCUUCUGGAUCUGAUCCCUUGGCACACUCGUGAGGGUCUGGACAAACUGGUGACAGAGGAUAAUGAGCGGUACAGAGCCGUGUGCGACACCGUCACCCAGCAGGUCGACCAGAUCAACGCUGAUAUACUCAAGUCACAGCAGUUUGAACAGGCUGCAGACACCGAACUCUCCUGGCUGACCGAAGCUGAGGGGAAGUUGCAGUCGAUGGGCGAGAUCAGGCUGGAGCAGGAUCAAACCACAGCCCAGCUCCAAGCACAGAAGAUCUUCUCCAUGGACAUCAUGAGGCACAAAGAUGCUGUGGAUAAUAUUGUGAAAACAGGAAAGGCCAUAAUGAACAGCAAAAACCCAGAGGAGAAAGAAAUCUUGAAGGCUCGGACCGAGACACUCUUGGAGAAGUACGGCGUCGUCAGUCAGCUGAACUCUGAGCGCUGUCUGCAGCUGGAGCGAGCCCAGUCUCUGGCCAGUCAGUUCUGGGAGACCUAUGAGGAGAUGUGGCCGUGGCUCCAGGAAACCUUGAGCACCUUCAGCCAGCUGCCUCCACCUUCAAUCGAGUAUGAAACACUCAGGCAGCAGCAAGAGGAGCUCAGGCAAAUGCGAGAACUGAUUGCCGAACACAAGCCUCACAUUGACAAGAUGAAUAAGACCGGGCCUCAGCUGCUUGAGAUCAGCCCGGUAGAGGGAGUGCCUAUCAGAGAGAAGUACACCGCCACAGACCAACUCUACACUAAACUCAAGGCUGAUGUCAAGCAGAGAGCUGCGACUCUGGAUGAAUCCAUCUCCAAAUCCACCCAGUUCCACGAUAAAAUUGACCCGAUGCUGGAAUCCCUGGAGCGGAUCGCUGAGCGCCUGCGGCAGCCUCCGUCCAUCUCAGUGGAGGUGGAGAAGAUCAAGGAGCAGAUUACUGAAAAUAAAGCUGUUUCUGUGGAUUUGGAGAAGCUGCAGCCCUCUUAUGAGACACUGAGGCAGCGGGGCGAGGAGAUGAUCGCACGAUCCGAAGGAGCAGACAAGGACAUAUCUGCCAAAGUUGUACAAGACAAACUGGACCAGAUGGUGUUCCUCUGGAACGACAUCCAGGCCUUGAUGGAGGAGCGGGAGGCGAAGCUGCUGGAUGUGAUGGACCUUGCAGACAAGUUCUGGUGCGACCACUGUGCUCUCAUCGUCACCAUCAAAGACAGUCAGGACCUGCUGAAAGAGCUGGAGGAGCCUGGAGUCGAUCCCUCGGUUGUCAAACAGCAGCAGGAGUUUGUCGAGGGAUUCAAAGAGGAGAUCGAUGGGCUGCAGGAAGAGCUUGACGUGGUUCAAAACCAGGGUGCAGAGCUGUUGACUGCCUGCGGGGAACCUGAUAAACCUGUGAUAAAGAAAAGUCUUGAUGAGGUGAACUCAGCGUGGGAAAAUCUCAAUAAGACCUGGAAGGAGAGAGUGGAGAGACUGGAAGAAGCCAUGCAGGCUGCUGUGCAGUUUCAGGAUGGCCUGCAGGGUAUGUUUGACUGGGUGGAUAUUCUGGAGAACAAACUGGAUUCGAUGUCACCCGUAGGCACAGACCUGGAAACUGUCAAGCAGCAGAUUGUAGAACUCAAGGAGUUCAAAGGAGAGGCGUACCAGCUACAGAUUGAGAUGGAGCGCUUGAACCACCAGGCAGGCCUCCUGCUGAAGAAGGUGACAGAGGAGGCUGAUCGCUGCGCAAUCCAGGAGCCGAUGUCUGAGCUCAAGAUGCUGUGGGACAACUUGGACGAGAAGAUCAUCAGCCGACAGCACAAACUGGAGGGAGGCCUUCUGGCACUGGGCCAGUUCCAGCACGCACUGGACGAGCUUCUGGCCUGGAUGAGCCACACCGAGGAGCUGCUCAAUGACCAGAGGAAGACCGGAGGAGACCCCAAAGCCAUCGAGAUAGAGCUUGCCAAGCAUCAUGUUCUCCAGAAUGACGUGUUGGCUCACAAGGCAACAGUCGAGACAGUCAAUAAGGCCGGUAAUGAUCUGGUGGAGUCCACAGCUGGAGAGGAAGCUUCAGGUCUGCAGAGCAAACUGGAGAAUCUAAACCAGCGGUGGAAAGCCAUCCUGGAGAAGACAGAGCAGAGAAAGCAACAGCUGGAGAGCUCUCUGCUUCAGGCCCAAGGUUUCCAUGGUGAGAUAGAAGAUAUGCAGCAAUGGCUGAAAGACACAGAACGUCAGCUGUUGGCAUCAAAGGCUGUGGGAGGCUUACCAGACACGGCCCGGGAGCAGCUUAACGCCCAUCUGGAGUUGUGUUCUGCCUUCGAGGUGAAGGAGGAGUUAUAUCAGGAGCUGAUGAACAAGGGCCACCAGCUGCUCGCCUUAACACCCGAGGGUCCAGACAGCAACACAGAGCAGGACCUCGCCAACCUGAAGGACAAAUGGGAAUCGGUGCAGGGGAAGGUCACUGAGAGAAAGGUGAAACUAGAAGAAGCCUUGACGCUGGCCACGGAUUUCCACAACUCUCUGCAGGACUUCAUCAACUGGCUGACCCAGGCUGAGCAGACGCUGAACAUGGUUUCCCCCGCUUCCCUCAUACUGGAGACCAUCAUGUUUCAGAUUGAUGAGCAUAAGAUGUUUGUGACAGAGGUGAACUCCCACAGGGAACACAUCAUUGACCUGGACAAGACAGGAACACAUUUGAAGUACUUCAGCCAGAAACAGGAUGUGGUCCUGAUCAAGAACCUGCUGCUCAGCGUGCAAGGCCGCUGGGAGAAGCUGGUGCAGCGGUCUGUUGAGCGAGGGCGUCUGCUGGAUGACGCCAGGAAGAGGGCCAAACAGUUCCAUGAGACUUGGAAUAAACUGAUGGAAUGGCUGGACGAAUCCGAGAAGACUCUGGACUCGGAGGUGGAAAUUGCCAACGAUCCAGACAAAAUCAAGACGCAGCUGGCGCAGCACAAGGAGUUCCAAAAAGCUGUGGGCAGCAAACACUCUGUGUAUGACACCACCAUUCGAACAGGGCGGGCGCUGAAGGACAAGACCUCCCUUCAGGAUGAUAAUCAGAAGCUGGACGACAUGCUGAGUGAGCUGAGGGAUAAAUGGGACACUGUUUGUGGCAAGUCAGUGGAACGACAAAACAAGCUGGAGGAGGCCCUGUUGUUCUCCGGCCAGUUCACAGAUGCUCUCCAGGCUCUCAUCGACUGGCUGUACAGAGUGGAGCCUCAGCUGGCUGAGGACCAGCCCGUACAUGGAGACAUAGACCUCGUUCUCAACCUGAUAGACAACCACAAGGUUUUCCAGAAGGAGCUGGGAAAGAGGACAGUGAGCGUUCAGGCCCUCAAACGUUCAGCCCGGGAGCUGAUCGAGAGCAGUCAUGAUGACUCGUCCUGGGUCAAAGUCCAGAUGCAGGAGCUGAGCACUCGCUGGGAGACGGUGUGCAACCUCUCGGUGUCCAAACAGGCGCGGCUGGAGCAGGCCCUGUGUCAGGCUGAGGAGUUUCACUCGACUGUUCAUAUCCUGCUGGAGUGGCUGGCUGAGGCGGAGCAGAGUUUGCGUUUCCAUGGCAGCCUGCCUGAUGAUGAGGAGGCUCUGCAAGCACUUAUUGAACAACACAAGGAGUUCAUGAAGAAACUGGAGGAAAAGCGAGUGGCUCUAAAUAAAGCAACCAGUAUGGGGGAGGCGAUUCUGGUCAUCUGCCACCCAGACUCUAUCACAACCAUCAAACACUGGAACACCAUCAUUAAAGCCCGGUUUGAAGAGGUGCAGGCUUGGGCCAGGCAGCACCAGCAGCGGCUGGCCACGGCCCUCACUGAGCUGUUGGCCACUCAGGAGCUGCUGGAGAAUCUGCUGACCUGGCUACAGUGGGCCGAGACCAACCUCAACGAUAAGGACAAGGAGCAGCUGCCGCAAGAGCUCGAGGAGGUCAAAGGCCUCAUAGCAGAGCACCAGGCAUUCAUGGAGGAAAUGACCAGGAAGCAACCCGAUGUUGACAAAAUCACCAAGACACACAAAAGGAAGGCUGCUGUGGAACCCCCAGUCCAGUCACAGAUCCCCGUGCUCGAAAAAGGAAGAACUGGAAGAAAACGUUCUCCCACACAAACGAUGUAUGCAUCAGCAACGCAGCCUCCCAUUGAAACCAAGAACCCCCGGGUUAACCUGCUGGUCACUAAGUGGCAGCACGUGUGGCUGCUGGCUUUGGACAGAAGGAGGAAACUCAAUGAUGCUUUGGACAGACUGGAGGAGUUGAAGGAGUUUGCCAACUUUGACUUUGAUGUGUGGCGGAAGCGCUACAUGCGCUGGAUGAACCAUAAAAAGUCUCGUGUCAUGGACUUUUUCCGCCGCAUUGACAAAGAUCAAGAUGGCAAGGUGACCCGACAGGAGUUCAUAGAGGGCAUCCUCUCCUCCAAAUUCCCCACCAGCCGUCUGGAGAUGAGCGCUGUGGCAGACAUAUUUGACAGAGACGGUGACGGCUACAUUGACUACUACGAGUUUGUGGCAGCUCUUCAUCCCAACAAGGACGCUUACAAACCACUAACAGAUGCUGACAAAAUAGAAGAUGAGGUAACACGACAAGUAGCGAAAUGUAAAUGUCCAAAACGAUUCCAAGUGGAGCAAAUAGGUGCCAACAAGUACCGGUUCUACCUUGGAAACCAGUUUGGAGACUCUCAGCAGCUUCGCCUCGUACGGAUUUUACGCAGCACCGUGAUGGUGCGGGUGGGAGGUGGCUGGAUGGCUCUGGAUGAGUUCCUGGUGAAGAACGACCCAUGUCGAGUUCAUCACCACGGGAGCAAAAUGUUGCGCUCGGAAUCAAACUCUUCAAUUACUCAGUCUCCUAUAGCUAAAGGCAGGACCAACAUUGAGCUGCGAGAGAAGUUCAUCCUCCCGGAGGGAACCACUCAGGUGAUGGCAAGCUUCCGCUACCGAGGCCGGAGAUCUCGGCCGUCAUCCAGAGGAGCUUCUCCCAACAGAUCCACCUCCAGUCAGAGCUGUGCGGUCCCAUCAAACCCAGCAGUGACCAGUACACCCAAGACUCCCCAACACAUAACCCGCAAUUAUGAUAAGCCCUGGCUUACAAACAGCAAACCCUCCACUCCUCUUAAAUCAUCAGACUCCUUUGGGAGCCAAGGUUCAUCUUCAGAGAGUACACCAGUUCAAGGCAGCAAAUUACGUCUUCCUGGGUACUUGUCGGGAAAAGGAUUCCAGUCAAGUGAGGAGGGAACCUUGAUCAGCGCUGCCGUACUCAAAGCUCGAACACAGACAAUAGGCGAGUCAAGAAAAAAUUCCAGCCGACCUGGAAGUAAAGCCGGAAGCAGAGGGAGCAGUCGCAGAGGAAGUGACGCCUCUGACUUUGACAUCUCAGACAUCCAGUCUGUGUGCUCAGACGUGUCCGAGACAGUUGGCGACUCGUCCCGAGCGACGCCACGCUCUGCAUCCCGUCAGCACGGAGGGAAACCCUCUAAGAUCCCCACACCUCAGAGAAGAACCACUCCCACUAGCAAACUGGCCAAGGGAUCCAAGCGAUAGUCAGUGGCCUUGAAAAUAAACAACCCAGGAGCUAGUUGCACCCUAAACACGUAACGGACACUGGAGAUAUCUAACUUAAGAGACUGCAAAUGUGUUGAGUGUUAUUUAAAUUGUUGCGAAGAUGUAAAAUAUUCUGUUGAGAGGCAAUAUGGUUUAAUAUUAUGUGAGAAUGGAAUGUUAAUGGCCUUGUGUAUUUGUUUUUAAUGUAUUUUAUUUUUUGUGAAAAAUGUCAAAUUGUUUUUAUUGUAUUUUAUUUUAUUGAUGCAAAACCUGUAGAGGUUUGACGAACACUAGAAAACCCGGGAAUGACUAUGUCGUAUGGUUAGCUAACAUUUCUAAACACACUAAUGAAGGGCAACAUGUGGGGUAGCGCUCUGAGAGUUACUGAAUGUACUGUAAUUUAUGUUUGCUGAUGUUUGGAGUAGAUGGUGCAUUAUGGUACCAUUUAAGGCACUGCAGUUAUCUAUUUAAGUGCUAUGAUAUACUGCCAACACGCAUUUAAAGGGCAAUGCAAUAUACUACAAUAAACCCCAGUAAGCACUGCAGAAACCUUUGAAAAAAACACUAUUUAAGGCAAGUAGCAGAAACCUCGUAAUCAUGAAGCUUUUAAGUCCUGUUUGUUUGUGAGCAGCUGAAGUCCCUGUUUUGUUUGACCACUUCACCGCAGUGUGUGCAUUGACCUCAAAGAGGUGCCACUCCAUGUAGACAUUCUCUUGUGCAUCCAUGUCAAUGUAUGGUUAAUUUCGGUAGAGCUGAAAUUGUUACUGUAACAUUACUUUGUAAUAAACCUGCUUGCAGAAAGCCACCAGAGACUGGUGUGGACCACAAAA
Epinephelus lanceolatus (giant grouper) is the source of this 18030-nucleotide messenger RNA. Lineage: Eukaryota; Metazoa; Chordata; Actinopteri; Perciformes; Serranidae. The record is from RefSeq and is a predicted model, not a curated record.